Messenger RNA from Pocillopora verrucosa, 8151 nucleotides. RefSeq names its product trichohyalin-like. The record is from RefSeq and is a predicted model, not a curated record. Lineage: Eukaryota; Metazoa; Cnidaria; Anthozoa; Scleractinia; Pocilloporidae.
AUGACGUCUGAAAUGUUAGGUGUAAAUAUGGAAUCUCAAAUGCAACUUCAGAUGAUGAGCGAGCAACAGUUGGACUCAGUGAAUGGUGAAGGAAUGACAGUCAUAAUAGGGUCACAGGAACUUGAUGGACAGCAGUUUAAUAUUCAAAAUGGGGUCCAGUAUCAAGUAAUAGACGGACAACAAGUAGUAGUAGGAGAUACUUUGGUACAAAUGCAAAUGUCUAUGUCAUCGUCCGGAGAAUAUGGCGGCCAGAAUUUCCAGACUGAGGGGGGCAUGAUACAAGGAACAGAGCUAGUAUACGGUUCAACACAAGCAACAGAUAUGAAAGCAGAUGGGAUGAAUGGUUCUGUAAUGCAAUCCCAAGAGAUUGCACUUGACAACAAUGGCCAAAUGAUUCAAAUCGAAGGAAUGUCAAUGGGACAAAGCGGAAUGAUGCAAGAAAUGUCUUUUGAAGUGACUGAACAACAAAUGCAGAUGCAGGAAAUGUCCAUGCAGGGAAUGUCUUUUCAAGAUAUGUCAAUGACUAUGGAAGGAAUGACUAUAGAAGGAAUGACUAUGCAAGGAGGAAUGGCUAUGGAAGGAAUGACGAUAGAGGGAGGAAUGACUAUAGAAGGAAUGACUAUGGAAGGUGGAAUGACUAUAGAAGGAAUGACUAUGGAAGGUGGAAUGGCUAUAGAAGGAAUGACUAUGGAAGGUGGAAUGACUGUAGAAGGAAUGACUAUGGAAGGUGGAAUGGCUAUAGAAGGAAUGACUAUGGAAGGUGGAAUGACUGUAGAAGGAAUGACUAUGGAAGGUGGAAUGACUAUAGAAGGAAUGACUAUGGAAGGUGGAAUGACUGUAGAAGGAAUGACUAUGGAAGGUGGAAUGACUGUAGAAGGAAUGACUAUGGAAGGUGGGGGAAUGGCUAUAGAAGGAAUGUCGAUGCAAGAAAUGAAUAUGCAAGAGAUGCCCCUAGAAAUGCAAAGUCAGGAGAUACAAAAUCAAGAGAUUGCAUUUGAAGGAGGCGAGAUCCAGGAACAGCAACUUGAGAUGAGUGAGAUGACUAUGCAAGGAAUGCCAUUGGAGAUAAGUGGAGGAGAAAUGCAGACGCAAGAAUUCUCAAUGCAAGAAAUGGGAAUAGUUAUGCAAAGUCAAGAAAUAGCAUUAACGGGAGGAGGGAACGAGCAGCAAUUGGAGAUGAAUGCUAUGACAAUACAAGAAAUGUCAGCUGUGGACGGUGAGUACCAAAUUGAAACGAGUGAACUGACGGUACAAGAGAUUCCACUGGAUAUGGUCGGGGGUGAGACCCAGAUACUGGAAAUGUCAAUGCAGGAAAUGCCUUUGGAAAUGCAAAGUCAAGAGAUAUUAGCCGUGGACGGUGAGUACCAAAUUGGAAUGAGUGAAAUGACGAUACAAGAAAUACCACUGGAUAUGGCUGCAGGAGAAACCCAAAUUGUGGAAAUGUCUAUGCAGGAAAUGCCUUUGGAAAUGCAAAGUCAAGAGAUAUUAACUGUGGACGGUGAGUACCAAAUUGGAAUGAGUGAAAUGACGAUACAAGAAAUACCACUGGAUAUGGCUGGAGGAGAAACCCAAAUUGUGGAAAUGUCUAUGCAGGAAAUGCCACUGGAAAUGCAAAGUCAAGAAAUUUCCAUUGUGGAAGGGGCCGAAAUCCAAGAACAGCAAUUUGAGAUGAAUGAAAUGACAAUUCAAGAAAUACCACUGGAUAUGGCUGGAGGAGAAACUCAGAUAAUGGAAAUGUCCAUGCAGGAAAUGCCACUGGAGAUGCAAAGUCAAGAAAUUUCCAUUGUAGGAGAAGCCGAAAUCCAAGAACAGCAAUUUGAAAUAAAUGAAAUGACAGUUCAAGAAAUACCACUGGAUAUGGCUGAAGGAGAAACUCAGAUAAUGGAAAUGUCCACGAAGGAAAUGCCACUGGAAAUGCAAAGUCAAGAAAUUUCCAUUGUAGGAGAAGCCGAAAUCCAAGAACAGCAAUUUGAGAUGAAUGAAAUGACAAUUCAAGAAAUACCACUGGAUAUGGUUGGAGGAGCAACUCAGAUAAUGGAAAUGUCCAUGCAGGAAAUGCCACUGGAGAUGCAAAGUCAAGAAAUUUCCAUUGUAGGAGAAGCCGAAAUCCAAGAACAGCAAUUUGAGAUGAAUGAAAUGACCAUUCAAGAAAUACCACUUGAUAUGGCCGUGGGAGAAACUCAAACGUUGGAAAUGUCUAUGGAGGAAAUGCCCUUGGAGAUACAAAGCCAAGAGAUUUCCGUUGUGGAAGGGGACGAGAUCCAAGAACAGCAAUUUGAGAUGAGCGAAAUGACGAUUCAAGAAUUACCAUUGGAUAUGGCUGGGGGAGAAACUCAAACAUUGGAAGUGUCUACGGAAAAAAUGCCCUUGGAGAUAGAGAGUCAAGAAAUUUCCGUUCUAGAAGGAAGCGAGACUCAAGAACAGCAAUUGGACAUAAGUGAAAUGACUAUACAAGAAACGCCGUUGGAUAUGGCUGGGGGAGAUAUACAGACACAAGAAAUGUCUAUUCAGGAAAUGUCUUUGGAGAUGCAAAGCCAAGAAAUCUCAGUUGUGGAAGGGGGUGAGAUGCAGGAGCAGCUGUUUGAGAUGAGUGAGAUGACUAUACAGGAAAUGCCGCUGGAUGUGACUAGUGGAGAUGUUCAGACUCAGGAAAUGUCUUUGCAUGAACUACCACUGGAGAAGCAAAGUCAAGUAGUUUCCGUUGUGGAAGAGGGAAAAAUUAAAGCAGAGCAGUUAGAAACCACCGUACAAGAAAAGCCAUUAGAACAGAACAAUGUCAGGAAAGUUACUGAAAGUCAGAAACAAGUCCGGUUGGAUAAUAGUCUCAAUCAAGAGGAGCAAGCUCCUGUGGAACAGAUAGCAGAAGAAGAAGCUGUAUCGAAUAUUGGAGAAUCCAGCUGGAGUAUAGAGGUAAUAGGAACGUUAGAGGAACAAGAGCUGGAACGAAGUUGGAGCAUGGAAGUAGUUGGAACAAUUGAUGACCAGGAAAAUGACAAAAGUUGGAUUACAGGAGAAGGAAGCCAGAUAUCCUCCAACGGACUAACCCAAGAAACAGUUUCGAAAGACAUUAGUCAGGAAAAUGAAAAACCCGUCGAGAAGAAGCAACACAAUCAGGUGAAACCUGAAGAGGUGCGGUCUAUCGAUGACGUUGCAUCAGUUAUUGACAACAGCAAGAGCGAAGAAACGAAGUCUCACGGAGGUGAUAAAAAGGUUGGUAGCAAAAAAACCAAGUCAGACCAAACUGAGGUAACACAGAAAGAGACCUAUGAUCACAACAUAGUGAUAGAACAAUUUCUGGAAAGGAUUACCAAACUUGAAAAAGAGAAAGAGUAUUUGGAAGGACGUUACGACGAACUACGACAAGAGAGGGAAACUUUGGUGAUAUCAAGUAGGGAAAGGAUGCAAAAGACGGAAGAUCAUCACCAUUGUUGCGAUAUAUUGAAAGACUAUAGUAGCUUGAUCGAGUACAUCACUACUCCGAGGGAUGUCUCUUUACAGGAUCAUAGUAAUUUACAUGGAUGUGAUUUUACCCAUACUUACGACGUUCAUGAAAGUGUUAGAGAGAUUAGUAGGAAUUCAAGCCAACUGUCUAAUGACUAUGAGUACUAUAAAUCCAAGUGCGAUCAAAUAAAACGUGAAAAGGAACGCCUGGAGAGAGCUUAUGAAAACGAAAAGAAGCAGAAAGAGGAGUUUGAAAGGGAAUACCAAACUGAAAACGACGAAAAGGUUUACCUCGAAGAAAGGUACCAAGAAAUGUUGGAGAGCAUAAAUCGAUUUGAUGAAACCAUUCGUUCCCUGAGACGUGACAAUGAAUGCUUACAGAGCAAACUAAACGAGUGGGCGUCAUCUCAAGCUAGGACAAACACACUGGACAUGGGCACGCUCACAUCAGAUCAAGAUAACGAUGGUGAAGAUCUUCCGGAAUAUAAGAAAAAUAUUCUUGCGUUAGAGAAAGAGAACAGAGAAUUCAGGUCAAUUCUGGACGUCUUAAGUAAAAAAAAUGAAAGCCAAGAAAGUUUGAAGAACAUUGAAAUUGGACUGGCUCGAGAGAACGAAUUUAUUGAGUUAAAGCGAGAAAGAGUGAGGUUAGAGGGGAACAUGAGAGAGUUGAAACGAACAAACAAGCAUCAACAGAAUAGGAUAGAAGAUAUUCGAAAGGAAUCGUCAUUAGAGAUUUCUAAAUUGAAAGAUAAAAUCCGAAAAUUGGAAUGGUCUCUAAGAGAAAACAAAAAAACCCUAGAUGAUAAGGAAGACGAGAUUUCUGGUCUGAAAAAACGACAUUCAGAAGAACUUCGUAGCAUUGAUAUGAGACUGCAGAGUCAGAUUUCAAACACACUACUGGCAAAGAGCCAACUAAAGGAUUUACAAUCCAAAAUAGAACGGCUGGAGGAAGAAAGGAACAGACUAAGAGAGGACUUGAGAAGUUCAUUUGUGGGUAGCAGGGAUCGACAUUCAGGCGUAGACUUGGAUUACCAGGAUAUUGAAAUGGUGCGUCAAAAGUACGAAGAAGAAAAAAGAAGCAAGAUGAGUCUUGCUAACGACAUAAAGUAUCUGCUUGCUGACAUCACGGACCUUAAAGAAAGAAACCACAGACUACAGGAAGAUUUUCUUCGAGAGAGAAUGGAAAUAAAAGCGAUGAUAGAAAAACAGGCCAAUGAAAUUACUCAAGAAUAUCUCUCACAGAUCAGCAAAUUGCAGAAAUCACUGAUAGAUGAAACGAAACGAAGGCAAGAGGCGGAAGCUGGCAGAAAUGGGCCGAUAUACAGCCGCGAAAAUCAUACCACCUUUCCAGGUACUCAGACUGACGUGAAUUCCAGAACUGGUCGGGGUGACGAUGAUAUCCAGGUGCAGCUAACAAACGAGAUAAGACGACGGGAAAACCUAGAAGCGGAGAAUAAGAAACUCCUAUAUAAACUAAAUGAAAUUCUAUCGGCUGAUGGGAAUCACGAAGGACUUGACGAUGCUAAUUUCAAAUUGAUCAGUUCGAGAGGAAAUGAAACACACAAUGUAGGGUCCUCAAAAUAUAACCAAGAAAGUGUUAAAAAACGACAAGAACUGCAAAGUGAAAUAGAUGAUCUUCAUGAUAAGCUAGAGGUGUUGAAAAACGAAGCUAAGAAGAACAAAGAACUCAAGAGGAAAAAUGAAGAUCUUGAGGAAGAAGUCGCUCGAGUGACUCGAAAGCGAGAUGAACUCUUAGCUGGCCAGAGAAACCUCACUCGCGAAGUUGACCAUUUGUCCCGCACCCUGGAUGACGUGGAAAGGCGAAAUAGGAAGCUUUCUGAUGAAACUGAACGAUUCACGCGGAAGAUCCAAGAUCUUGAAGAUUCAUUCCGUCAAGAAAAGAUAACUUUGACAAGAAAUCACGAGAAUGAAAAGGUAAGCGCCGUAGAGGUAGUAGUAAAGGCAAAAGAAGCUUGCGAGAAAAGACUUCAGGCGCAAACAGAAACAACAAGAAGGCUGGAGGAGAAAAUAAGACGCCUAGAAGAACAACUAUCGGCAAGCGUUGGAACCCAAAGGGAGGGCUCCCGUACCACACUCAAUUCGCAUAACGGCGUUUCUGGAGAUCUUAGGAGACGCACCACUGAUUCACAUGACGACAAAUUAAAAGAAGAGGUGGAACAUUUAGAGGCCAUGUUAAGAGAUGCUAAUAGGAAGCAUGCAGAUGAUCUCAAGAAUCUUGAGGCACAAAAAAGACGGAUGUCAGAAGAGUUUGAAAGAGAGCGGCAGUCUUUGGAAAACUACUUUGAGAAAGAGAAUAGUAGCCUGAAACAAAGGCUCUACGAUGUUGAGUCGACUAUCCGCGGUGACGGUAUGGGGAUUAUUGCCACGGGAGGAGAAAAUAGAGAACACAGUCUUAUAACUUCAGAAAGGAGAUCGUCGUUAAGCAAAGACGGAGUGAAAGAAUUACCUCAAUUUCAAUCAAGGAAAGAAAAAUACAGCGAGAAAUCCAAGGAAAGUGAGUUUCAGCAAAAACUUCAAGGGAUGGAACAAAGAUAUAAUGAAGAGAAGAGAGAUAUUUUGAAUCGAGCAUCAAAAGAGAAGGCAAAAUUAGAGGACGAAGUAAGAGAGGCCAAGGAGAAAUUAACCGGCUAUCGCCGUUUACUCGAAGACGAAAUCGACGACUUGAAAAGGAAGCAUCGAAAAGAGAUAGAUUUCCUGAACGAAAAGUUAUCGAAACAGAGAGGUGAGUUCGAGGAAAGACUUCGUAUUGGAGAACGCAACGAAUCAAGAGGCGUGGUCGGCGGGUCAACCAUUCGUGAAAACUCAAAUCAAUUUGAUCCGAUUAACAUGACGCGAAGAGAAGAUGGCGUGGGAAAGAACAAAGUUCCCAAAGCAUUGGUUGGAACCUCGGGGACGCAGGAAGAUAGAUAUCGCUUUGAAAAAUUAGAUAUAACCCCUCACCAAGAACUCGGGAGUCUAAAUAAUUUUAGUGAUAGGGACGGAAGGUCAACUACAAUAACAGGCCGAUAUGCUUUGGAAGAUGACAAUAGAAUUGGAAGAGGAAGAGCAACUGCUGAAGAUGCCAUGGGAGGAAGAGCUGGUUUAGAAAAUGAAACUGUAAUGUUUAAGGAGGAAACGAGAGAUUACCAAAGCCAGUUGCAAAACGAAAAGAGGAAGCUGAUGGAGGCCAUACAUUCUCUGACACAGGAGGUCAACUCUCUUAAAAGUGAGAAUAGAGAAGUGAAGAACUGCUUCAAGAAAGAAAUGGAAAAGCUUAUCAAAAUUAGCGACAGCGAAAAGAAAACCAUUCGCGAUAGAGCAGCAAGAGAUAAAGACGACGAAGUAACACGGGUAACAGAAAGCUAUGAAGAAAAAUUGUCCUCUGAACGAAAAAGACUGCAAGGAAUCAUUGAUGAAUUUAGACGAAAGAUGACAUUAACAGAAAAAAAAGUCAGGAAUAUGGAAGCCCAACAACGGAAUGAGAGAAUACAGUACCAGGAAGAAAAAAUAAAUGCUGAAAAGAGCCUUCUCCAAAGUCACGAUGAGUUAAAGAUGAAAUUGGAGCGAGAUUACAAAAAGAUGCUGAUUGAGGAGAAACAAAAAUUUGAGCAGACAAUAAAGGGAUUAACGAAACAAAUAUCUUUCCUGCAAAAUCAGAGGAGAGAAAUUCAAGAUAAGUUGCUAAAGAACGAGUUAACAGCCAAUGCUCAGGCAAAAACACAACAGGAGUCAAGAAGCAGGAUGGUAAUUCAGAUGGAGCACGAGAUCUUUGAGCGAAUGGAACGCGAAAAAAGGCCCAUGGAAGAUAAGAUUAAAGACCUUCAACAAGAAAUCAACAAGUUGAAGAGGGAAAAAUCUGAAUUACGUGAUACUCUGGAAGGUGAAAAGCAAGAACUUGAAAAUGAGCUAGACAAAAUGCAAGCAGAGAUGAAGAGAAAGCUCAGCAAGGCGAGAGAGGAUGUGGAGAGAAAUACGAACGUUACAGGGAAACAUAUGAUGGCAACAACAAUAAAAAGUGUCCUUGUUGGUUCCGAAACGAGUCAUCACUGUGCUCAAUCUGAUGUUCGACAAUACAAGGAGCAAAUCAACUUGAUGGAACAACGGAACAUGACUCUUCAAACCAAAACAGAGAGGCUGGAGCGCGAGCUCAGAGUUAUGGGCGACAGAUUGAAAACUCUGGAAGUACGAAACAAGGAUUUAGAAUUUGCUAACAGAGAAGAAAUGAGCAAUAGAAACGACGUAUUCCGGUCGGGUUUUGGACUUUAUGGAGAAUCAGACAUCCGCGGAGCCAACCACCUUUCAAUUGGCUCAACAAUUAGUGGCAUGAGGUCGGAGGCCAGAAUGUUCCAGCCAAACUUUUCUCCAAGAAUGAGCUCAGCUAAUGCCAGUUCUUUGCUGGGUUCAGGGCUAUCCUAUGGCGACAUUUUAGACAAGGUUCGGUGUACAAUGCACACCACAGGAAGUAUUUCUGACGCUCUCAGGGGUCCAAUGUCAAGCACAAGUGGAAUAGUCAGCGGAAGGUUCCAUGGGGAUACAAACUCUGCGCUAAGGCAAGGUGAUCCAAUAACACGAGGAAUGCGUAAACAAUCAACGAUAUCUUCUCUGGGAGUCACAAAUGUCGAAGUUAGCAGUUCUCUCGGUAAUGCAGGUGGAAAUUUGACAGCUGAAGGAGUCGGAGGCGACUCUUAUGGCAAAGAAGGGAAUCAUUAA